Molecule: messenger RNA, 611 nt
Organism: Histoplasma capsulatum G186AR
Lineage: Eukaryota; Fungi; Ascomycota; Eurotiomycetes; Onygenales; Ajellomycetaceae
Product: 60S ribosomal protein L36
Exons: 3
Coding region: 81-392 (103 amino acids)
Biological process (GO): cytoplasmic translation
Cellular component (GO): ribosome; cytosolic large ribosomal subunit
Molecular function (GO): structural constituent of ribosome
Source: RefSeq, a predicted model, not a curated record
GAAGACAACGACAGCGACAGCGACAGCGACGACAAUCCUCCGCACCACCCACCACCAUCGCCCCGUCAUCAACGAUCGAGAUGGCGAAGGAACGCUCCGGCAUUGCCGUCGGCUUGAACAAAGGCCAUAAAACCACCGCCAACACAACCAAGACACGCAUCUCGCGGACAAAGGGCCACCUCUCCCGCCGCACCAAGUUCGUCCGUGAUAUCGUCAAGGAGGUCGCCGGCCUUGCCCCAUAUGAGCGCCGUGUCGUUGAACUGUUGAGAAACGCCCAGGACAAGCGGGCCCGGAAGCUCGCGAAGAAACGGCUCGGAACCUUUGGCCGUGCCAAGAGAAAGGUCGACGAAAUGCAAGGAGUCAUUGCUGAGGCCAAGAGAGCCGGCCACUAAAUGUUCUUAUAUCGAAGGAGGGCAAAAUUAGAAAGUCCUGUGGUUCUCGUGGGGGAGGAAAUUGGGGAACGGGACUGUUGCUGGUUGUUGUUACUCUUUGAAUUAAAGGGUUUGGUGUCAUGGAUUACCAUUUAAACUUGUUUUUUUUUUCCCCAUCAUGUGUGCAUCUUUUUCAAUUAAUGGAAAUGAAAUAUCAAGAAACAAACAAACAACAAACAA